GUCCAACCUCCCAUCUCUCCUCCCAUGUACUAUUCUUCCCCAUUCAUCUGAUUCUUCCUCCAUCCAUUCUUAGAGGGCCUCUCACAACACUAUGGCGCGUGAAGAGCCUCUCUUUACCCAGCGCCCCUCGUCCGACCAUUCCUCCAUUCGGAAUGCCGAGGAGGAGGACGCCCUGCUAACCGGGAUCCGCACCGACCGUGACCGACGCCGCAGAUGGAGCUUCUGGAAAGAGCUCGGCCUCUUCACCUGGGCCCUCAUUGCUACAGUAGCUGUCAUCGUACUUUCCGUCGUUUACCAACAUGAAUCCAGUCGAGGUCCAGAUCGCACCAAAGAUCCCUGGACGAAGCCCUCUGGCAAACGGAACCUUAUCUUCAUGGUGUCCGACGGCAUGGGCCCCGCUAGUCUGUCCAUGACCAGGAGCUACAAACAACUCACACAAGGACUCCCCGCUGACGACGUCCUUGUCCUGGACAAGCACUUUGUCGGUACCUCUCGUACUCGAUCUAGCUCCAGCCUUGUGACGGAUUCCGCGGCCGGUGCGACGGCAUUCUCGUGUGGUCAUAAGAGCUACAACGGCGCCAUCUCCGUGCUUCCUGACCAUUCGCCGUGUGGCACCGUCCUCGAGGCUGCCUCCUUGGCUGGUUACAAGACGGGGCUGGUAGUGACGACUCGUAUCACCGAUGCGACACCAGCUUGCUUUGCUUCACAUGUGAAUCUCCGACAGUACGAAGACCGGAUUGCGGAACAGGAAAUUGGGGAGCACCCGCUGGGCCGGGUGGUGGAUCUUAUCAUGGGUGGAGGUCGGUGUCACUUCCUGCCCAACUCGACCGAUGGAAGCUGUCGGGGCGAUGACCGUGACCUUGUCGAGCUGGCGAAGGAGGGUGGAUACCAUUACAUGGAUGAUCGAGCCGGGUUCGACUCUCUAAAUGGCGGCACUGAAGGCAAACUGCCACUACUGGGGCUCUUUGCGGAGAAAGACAUCCCCUUUGAGAUCGACCGCCGCAGCCAGAAUGACGUGUACCCCUCUCUUGAGGAGAUGGCUCGCACCGCCUUGACGAUUCUCAGUCAGGCUACCGCCGACAGUGAGCAGGGAUUCUUCCUCAUGAUUGAGGGCUCGCGCAUCGACCAUGCUGGCCAUGGAAACGACCCAGCUGCACAAGUCAAUGAAGUCUUGGCAUACGACAAGGCCUUUGCUGCCGUGCUGGAGUUCCUAGAGCAGGACUCGACUCCGGGAGUGGUCGUGAGCACCUCCGACCACGAGACUGGAGGCUUGUCAGUCGCACGUCAGCUACAGCCCGAAUACCCCGACUACAAAUGGCUUCCUGGUGUCCUCGCCAAUGCCAGUCACUCUUCGGAGUACGUCAACAAGAAGCUAGUGAACUAUCUCGCCACCGAAACAGACGAAGAUAAACAGCACAAGUUCGUCCGCAGCCUCAUUGAGAACGACCUUGGCAUCACAGAUGUCACGGACGAGGAGAUCAACGCCGUUCUCGAUCCCAAUUACCCAUAUGACCCCCAGUACGUCUUUGCGGAUAUUGUCAGCCGCAGGGCUCAAAUCGGGUGGUCAACCCACGGACAUUCCGGUGUUGAUGUCAACAUCUACGCCUCUGGAAAACUCGCGUUUCCCCUGGCGGGCAACCACGAGAACACCGAAGUCGGCGACUUCCUGGCCGACUUCCUAGACCUGGACCUCAAGAGCACGACCAAGAAGCUCCUUUCCUCCGACUACUGGACCAUGUCUUCCGAAGAUAGCCCCUUUGGCUGGCUCGGCGACCCUCUAGGCGAGGAUGUCCGAACCGAAGGCUUAGACACGUACCACGGCGAGUUUCGCAAGCGCGGACUCUCCGAGCGAGGCUGCAGCUGUGGCGAGAGCCACUGAAGCUUAGACACUUGUCACGAUUAUUUCUAUCACGUCUAAAUCGUUAAUCAUGAAUUAUCCAUCUUGCCAUUUAUACAGCAACUUUUGACAAACGAUGGUUUUUAAAUUAACCAAUGUUUGCAUGAUACUUGGGUGAGGGUGUUUGGCGUUAACCACAACCACAAUCAGUUUUAUAUGAAUGAUCAGAAUGCUUUCCCUUAGCCUUUAAUACAUCACUUUCAUCACUUCCGAUAGCAAACCUCCGUAUAAUGCACAUUACACGCAUAACCAC
Aspergillus eucalypticola CBS 122712 is the source of this 2150-nucleotide messenger RNA. RefSeq names its product alkaline phosphatase. Gene Ontology annotation, biological process: dephosphorylation. Bases 92 to 1879 code for a protein of 595 amino acids. The record is from RefSeq and is a predicted model, not a curated record. The transcript has 2 exons. Gene Ontology annotation, cellular component: fungal-type vacuole membrane. NCBI's taxonomy places the organism in Eukaryota, Fungi, Ascomycota, Eurotiomycetes, Eurotiales, Aspergillaceae. Gene Ontology annotation, molecular function: alkaline phosphatase activity.